Messenger RNA from Pieris macdunnoughi, 339 nucleotides. The record is from the annotation of a GenBank genome assembly. Lineage: Eukaryota; Metazoa; Arthropoda; Insecta; Lepidoptera; Pieridae.
AUGGAGGCUGUUUACCCUGCUGCAGCAUCAGCGCUUACACGCGGCAGGCGACGCAAACGCACCGAGCCACGACAGAGACAUCGCACUAUGCCUGUCACAUUUGCUGAAAUUAAGGAAGUUGAUGAAGACAAGGAAGAUGAGCAGAUCCCAAUGACAGCUUCCAACAUAUCAAUUACAAGCGUUGAGGAGCGACGUCGAAAACCGGAUCUUCUAGAUGAUACACUCGGAAGGCAGUUCACAGAAUUUCGCAACAGAAGAACGCGGAGACGCCGAGACAUCAUCCACGAACCAGAUGAGAUAGAGGAUCACGAACCCAGCGAACAAAGUGAACCCACAUAG